AUGUUGAAGAUUAUUCCUGGGGAUAGCGAUGCUCUUAUUUCUGAAAGCGGCGCCCACAAUCCCAGUACGAGGGGCUUGGGUCACUUGGAUAGCGGCCACUCUACGCCCUUGAACAUUGUGAUUAUUGGGGCGGGCAUUGGCGGACUCACGGCCGCCAUUGGACUACGGCGAAACGGCCAUAACGUCCAGGUCUUUGAGCAAUCUCGUCUAGCCGGCGAACUCGGCGCCGCUGUUCACUUGGCGCCAAAUGCCAACGGUAUCCUGCGAAGAUGGGGCGUCUUGGGCGAGACUUUCGGGGCCAUCACGAUGGAUGGCCUUGUAGAGCGGGCCAGCGAUGGGCGGGUCAUUAAGAACUUAGAUCUAACCGUCUUGAACGCACGUUGGCAACACCCGUGGCACCUCGUCCAUCGAGCUAGCCUGCAAGAGAAACUCAAGUGGCUUGCCACAUCUAGCGGGGAAGGCACGCCGGUGAGACUAGUCACAUCGCAGAAAGCCGUCAAUGUCGACCCCGAACAAGGGGUCCUGACUCUUGAAGAUGGCACGACAGUGGCAGGUGAUGUUGUCAUUGGGGCCGAUGGUAUUUAUUCAACGGCGAGGAAGAGUAUUAGAGACGCUAAAGUGUUUGGCUCGGGUAAGGCGGCAUUUCGCUUCCUCAUUCCGAGGGAGGUGGCUGAGGCGGAUACAAUGACCGAGCCGCUGGUGAAGUCGAAGAAUACUCUUGUCAUGUGGUUUGGCGGUGACCGUCGUGUUGUCAUGUACCCCUGCAACGAUAACCUCCUGCUCAAUUUCGUAUGCAUACAUCCCGACACCGAGUCUCAAACUAGACGGUGGAACAAACAAGCAUCUCUUGAACAAGUGCUGAAGGUGUACCGAGACUUUGAUCCAGCCCUCAAGGCCCUCAUGAGUAAGGUCGACCCGUCAACAAUCAAGGUAUGGCAGUUAUUAGACAUGGAAAAAUUGCCUACGUGGUCUGCGGGCAAGCUCGUGCUCCUUGGGGAUGCGGCACAUCCAUUUACGCCACACCAGGGCCAAGGCUGUGGCCAAGCAAUAGAGGAUGCGGCUGCCCUCGCGGUCGUACUUCCCAGGGAGACGGCCAGCGAAGAGCUCCCCGAACGUCUCAAGCUAUACGAGCAAAUCCGAUCUGGGCGGGCACAUGCCAUACAGCAGUAUUCACGACUGGCAGGCCAAGACUGGCAAAACGGCCAGCCAGCCGUCGAUAGCACUGACCGUUCACAAGUGAUGGCGUAUACAAACUUUAACUUUGGGCACGACGAAAUCGACCACGCCCGAAACAUUUUCAACCGAUGGAUGUGGGCGAAAAACCCGGGGGCGCACCGACGGGUGCCGGUUGCCUUUGGUCCCUUUUCCGCGACAACGCCCCGGCCGGCAAACGAGCAUGGCCAAGGGGGGCCCGCAACGACGGCAACCAUUACGUUCAAGACGUCGCGCACAUUUCUCGAGACGUUGUUUCCGACGGCGCAAUUCCGCUUCAGGGAUGCCGACACAGUUGCCAUGGCUAGCUUCUUGAUUACGAGCUUUCCGCACGUCACGCAGCUCGACGGCAGCUCGGGCAACGGCCACGCCCGGCUAGGGCUGUAUAUGCACGGAGUUCAAUACGCCAAGAACGACGGCACGGCUGUUGACGGCAUCUACUUGGCCGUGCUCCUUGAGUCAUGGCCCGACUCGGCCGUGGCCAGCCGUGAAGGGCCGAGGUUGCCCACGGCAUGUUGCGAUAUUAGAGUGACUCGCCCCUCCGCCAUCACCGGCGGGGGCUCAGGUGAUUCCGGCUACCGUGCCACGGCGAGCUGGCACGGCGCUACGUUUGCCGAGUUUGUGCUGCCAAACCUUAUCAAAGCAAGUGGCUACGACGGUGGUGACACGAGGAGGAAGGAGCAGAGCGGGGUUGGUCGUGGCCUGGACAAGGGAAGCGUUCUCGCAUACCGUUAUGUCCCGCCGGCGGGAGGAGAGCCGGAGCAAACGGAGGCAGGCCAUGCCUGUGUUUUGACACACAUGGAGCGGGAAGAGGAGGGGCAUGUGCUGGCGAACCCGACAACGAUGGCAGCUGAGGCCGAAAGGGUAAAAGUCAGCAUUGAUGCCCUCGACUGGGAGACGCUCCCGGCGCUCCACCGCAUCGCAGCAACACUGGCGGAAAUACCCAUCUAUGAUAUUUUGGAAGCCAAGGUUGUUGAGGGGGAGGGGGGGUUCGGUGGUCUGGACACGGAGUCGUGUAGGCGGAUCGAGUAA
Lasiosphaeria miniovina is the source of this 2244-nucleotide messenger RNA. RefSeq lists its product as uncharacterized. The record is from RefSeq and is a predicted model, not a curated record. The coding region runs from base 1 to 2244 and encodes 747 amino acids. Gene Ontology annotation, molecular function: monooxygenase activity; FAD binding. The transcript is spliced from 6 exons. Lineage: Eukaryota; Fungi; Ascomycota; Sordariomycetes; Sordariales; Lasiosphaeriaceae.